Messenger RNA from Mugil cephalus (flathead mullet), 3760 nucleotides. RefSeq names its product fyn-related Src family tyrosine kinase (gene frk). Gene Ontology annotation, cellular component: extrinsic component of cytoplasmic side of plasma membrane. The record is from RefSeq and is a predicted model, not a curated record. NCBI's taxonomy places the organism in Eukaryota, Metazoa, Chordata, Actinopteri, Mugiliformes, Mugilidae. Gene Ontology annotation, molecular function: ATP binding; signaling receptor binding; non-membrane spanning protein tyrosine kinase activity. Gene Ontology annotation, biological process: cell surface receptor protein tyrosine kinase signaling pathway; protein phosphorylation; innate immune response. The coding region runs from base 359 to 1918 and encodes 519 amino acids. The transcript has 9 exons.
CAUGCGCCCCACACUGGGGUGGAGGCUCUCGGGCGCUGGGGCUUCUGACCUGACUCUGGGCCCUGGUUUUUCAAGCUGUGACGUCAGCUCCUGGCCGCUCCUCAUUCCUCGGCAGGUGCUGGAGAUCUAUCUGAACCCAGUACCAGGAAACUUUUAAGUGGCAGCCACUUCCCCACACACUGCUGUGUUCACGGGGUGUGUGCUGAAGAAAACAAAAUCGAGGUCAGCAACUACCGCCGUACCAUGUUGGGAUUUUUAAAAUGACUGUUUUUUAUGGACAAGAGAAGGGAUUCAUGCAGACCGUUUCGUCUUUACUCCAGCCCGCAAUGACCAGCCGUGAUUGAUUCCAAAUUAUACCAUGGAGAUCGAGAAGUGCUUUGCUUCAUGUUGGCAGAGAUGUUUGGCGUGUUUUAAUAAAUCCAGUCCACCCGAACAUGAGGCCAGACUUGGGAAAACCGACAUCGUUAUUGAAAACCCAGGCGCCAAUAGAAAAGAAAUAGGUGAACCAAGACCUUUACCUGCGUUACCUGUAACCAGUGUGCCCGGGGAGUACUACAUCGCCCUGUAUGACUACAAUGCACGUACCGAUAAGGACCUGAGCUUCAACACCGGAGACACUUUAGAGGCGCUGGACAAAAGUCCCGGUGAGUGGUGGUUAGCCAGAGCCCUCACCGGGGUCUCAGCCUCCAAACAGGGAUACAUCCCCGCUAAUUAUGUGGCGCCUGUGGAGAGCAUCGAUGCAGAACCAUGGUAUUUUCCUGACACUAAGAGGCUGGAUGCAGAGAAGAUGCUGUUGGUCGAAGGGAACCAGCAAGGUGCCUUUCUUAUCAGAAACUGUGAAAGUCAGAAAGGAGAGCUUUCUCUCUCGGUGCUCGACAGUGGAAGGGUGAAGCAUUACAAGCUGAAAAAACUGGAGAAUGGCCAAUACUUUGUGUCAAAAACCAAAUCCUUUCAAACACUGAAGGAUUUAGUGGAACAUUACUCCAAACAGUCUGAUGGCCUCUGUGUGCGUCUGACUGAGCCAUGCAAAAAGAUGGAGGCUCCACAGACUCACGGUCUGUCCUACAACACAGCCGACGUAUGGGAGAUUGAUCGCACAUCCAUCAAGCUGCUGAGGAAGCUAGGAGCUGGACAGUUUGGUGAAGUCUUUGAGGGCCUGUGGAAUAAAACCACACCAGUUGCAGUGAAGACUCUAAAACCUGGUACGAUGGACUCUGAGGACUUCCUCAGAGAGGCUCAGAUUAUGAAGAGGCUGCGGCAUCCCAAAUUGAUCCAGCUGUAUGCCGUUUGCACCCUGGAAGAGCCCAUCUACAUCAUCACAGAACUGAUGAAGAACGGCAGCUUGCUGGAGUACCUUCAGAAGGAUAAAGGCGCCACACUGCGCAUCUCUGACCAAAUUGAGAUGGCUGCCCAGGUGGCGUCAGGUAUGGCCUUCUUGGAGUUGCAGAACUACAUCCACAGAGACCUGGCAGCAAGGAAUGUCCUGGUGGGUGAAAACAACAUCUGCAAGGUGGCUGACUUUGGUCUCGCCAGGGUCUUCAUGAAAGAGAAUGAAAAUGUGUAUGAAGCAAAAGAAGGAUCCAAGUUCCCUGUGAAGUGGACCGCCCCAGAGGCUAUCCAUGACAAUAAGUUCAGUAUCAAGUCAGAUGUUUGGUCAUUUGGAAUUUUGCUGUAUGAGAUCAUGACGUUUGGCCAGAUGCCUUACCCAGAGAUGACAAAUUAUCAGGUGGUCCAGAAGGUUCCCAUGGGAUACAGGAUGCCAUGCCCUGCUAGCUGCCCCAAAGUUUUGUAUGAAAUUAUGGAGGACUGCUGGAAGAAAAAUGAACAGGACCGGCCCACAUUUGAGACCCUGCAGUGGAAGCUGGAGGAUUACUUUGACCUGGAUGUGACCUCUUACGAUGAUGCCAGCCGUUAUUAGCACAAUGAGCAGGAUGUGACAUAUGGAAAGAAAAAGACUUCUCUUUAAACUGAUUCUGAAUCCCUUAAUUCAAACAUGAACACAGACUUAUAUUCCUACACAGAGACAUAUUCAAAUGUAAAAUAGAAUUCCAUUUUGAAAUGAAGGCUUUGAAUGCUGAAUGUAAGUGAAAUGUCAUAAAGAUGCUUUUAUUACAGCAAUGGUUUCUUGCUGCACUCCUGUGUAGUGUACAUGACUGUAGGAGGUCGCUUUCAGCAGGUUUUUGUUUGUCAGUCUUGACUGACCAGUCCUAUUGUUUUUAGCAUGGCACACAUUCUUUCCACUAGCAACCAGUCGAACUUUUAACUGAAGUUGCCUGAGAGGACAGGUGAUUAUUUUUUUCUACCUGAAUGAGCCUUUGUGUCUUGUCUCUCUCAGCGGUGGUCUUAAUUGUACUAAUAGUAUCCUGCUGAUUGGCCGAAAUGGUACGUUAAAAGAAAGUAUAAUAAGAUUCAUUACAUAACCAAGUGUUUUAAUUCAAUCUCCUCUCUUUAGAAACUAACAUAGCAGGGAGUCCUGUUGGUGUCGUGGAGGAAAGAUGAGCCCUGUGAACAUGAAUGAAUAAGUUGUAUUAUCUGGAAUUAUGACCGUAUGACUAAAUCAUACAGGACUAUUAAUUUCUUUUUUCUUUUUUUUUUCUUUUUUUUGCAGAAUUGAACUAUAUUGACAUUUUUAUUGAUCUUGCAGUUUUGUAAAUUUAAAGUUGAACCAAAUGCUCAAGUCAGCACAUUUUUACUAUCUUUACUGUGAUGGUUAAUUCUUUCCAAACUUAAUAUACAGUAAUAGUUUUUACUCUGAAGUUUACGAGGUUUCAUGCUGAAACUCUUAAGCUAAAAAGCUAAUUAAAUCUAGUUUGUCUCCACCUUAAACAUUCUUCAAGCUUAACAUUGAAAGUCACUCCUCUGUAAAUGUGAGCACAAAUUAUGUUAUGAUAUUGCGCAUUUUUGUUUUUCUCCUUUACAUGCACCAUGGUCUUAUCUCACACAGGCUGCCAACGAUUUUCCAAAUUGCAUGAAGUCCACCUUUUAGCUAAAGGCCAUUUAAGCCACAAUAAGUGACGACAUUGAUUCUUUUGGUUCAUAUUGCUACAAUCUAAUGCUAGAUACUUUCUAUUGGUAGAAGCAACACUGAAGAGAUCAUAUGCCUAAAACUCACACAAAGAGUUUAACCGGGUGGUUUAAUCUCAUGCUCUUAUGAUUUUGUGUAAUGUCUUAAGUGCCAUGAACACAUUCUUGUUAAUUGUACAUUGUAACCUUGACAGUGUUUAUAUAUAUACAUACACCUGUCAGGCACAACAUUAUGACCACCUGCUUAAUAUUUUGUGGGUCUCUCCUGUGCCUCCAAAACAGUUGUGACUCAUCAGAGAAUUGACAUUGGUCUUCUGAGGGUGUCCUGCGGUAUCUGGCAGCAGAAUGUGGGUUGAGGGGAGGGUCCUCUAUAGAUUGUCCCACAGAUACUUCAUCAGUUUGGACUCUAGGGAAUUUAGAGGCCAGGUCAACACCUUGUACCAUUUUUCUGUCAGGCUGUAUCCUGCUGCUAUCAAGAAGUGUUAUUGCUUGGGGGUGGGGGUGUCUGGUCUGGUCUAGAUGGAUGGUGCAUGUCUAAAAAACAUACACAUGAAUGCCAGGUCCAAAAGUUUCCCAGCAGAGCAGUGAAUUGUCUCAAGCUGAUUAAUGUUAUUUACUUCUGACAGUGCCUGAUCGGUGUAUAUAUAUAUUUGUAAUCAUAUUGUAUUUUACCAGCUAAUGGAGCAGUUGUUUGAGUUUAGUAUACUAAUAUUAAAGUGAUCAAGUGCUGACAUCA